Messenger RNA from Rattus norvegicus (Norway rat), 13621 nucleotides. NCBI's taxonomy places the organism in Eukaryota, Metazoa, Chordata, Mammalia, Rodentia, Muridae. The record is from RefSeq and is a predicted model, not a curated record.
AGAGAGAGAAGGAUGGAAAGGGGUGGGGGAGGGAGAGAGGCAGAGAAACAGAAACACAAAGAGUACAAAAUUUCUGGAUUAUAUAGGAAGAGCUUCUGGGGAAAGGAAAACUCGGUCCCUGCACUGGAAAGUUCAAGGUACAAGGUGGGGUAUCCCAGACAGGCCCUGAUAUGGGUGGGGACUGAGGAGUGCUGGGAGAACCUGGAGGCCCAGACAGCUUUGGUGUGUUAAAUAUAUGAAGGUCAGCUGAUUGUAGGGUCUGAAUCCCAACAGCCACAAAACAAAACUCUUGUUUCCUCAAAUUUCUCUUUAAUUGUUAAUAUCUUGGGCACCCUUCCACUUGUGGGACAGAUUAAAAACUCCACUGCAAGUUGAGCAUGGGGGUUAUGCAAGCUGCAUACCUUGAUUCCAGGAGGAGGAAGGGUAAGAGCCUACUGAGUGUUGUGAGCUGAGUUCAGGUUGAAGUGAGGACCGGGUGAGCUCAGGGUCACUGCCCACGAAAGGGAGGAGCAAGCGGCUGGGCAGUGGUAGGUGGUGUGGUGGGUCCUUCCGGGGGCUGGGCGGGGAGACAGAUGAGAACGCUAUUGGAGGACAGGCACAAGUGCUACUGAAAUGCAAAUCCCUGUAGAUCUGGAAAAGGUCUGGCUUCAGGCUUGAUGCUUGGGCCGGCAACUGUGUACCUACACUGUACGUUCAGCCCCUCCUACCCUUACGGAGGUGCUCAAGUCACUCAAACUACUGGCCAAUCGGAGUCUUCAAUGGACCUGCCAAUCAAAAGGGAAGGCGGGCUUUUCCGGGUGCCUAGGUGUAGGAUUCGGUUAGUAGUUAAGCAGUCUUAACUGGUCCUGGCUGCUGUGCUCUCUGUCCUGCCGUUGGAUUCUCUGAGGCAUGUUCAGGCAAGCUCCAAAGUUGCGACAUGGUGAGCACAGGGUCGGGGGGCCGGGCGGACGGGCAUGGGACUGAGCAGUGGGAGGUGGUGUGGUGGGUCUUUCCCGGGGCUGAGUUGGAAUCCGCGGCUACCUGUGAGGUCUUAGCCACUCACUAGACCCAGCGGCAGUUUCUGAAUAACUUCCUUGUAGGGGCUGCAACUGUGCAGAGCAUUUGGCUUGUGUAUGGAAAGAUCCUUGGCGUUAUCCCAAACUCAGAAGCCUAGUUUCUACAGUUCUGUUUUCAACAUUUAACAUUAAGGUGUAAGAUCCAUUUGGAGUUAUUUUGUGGAGGUUGUGGAAGGCAUCUCAUGUGCUGGGUAGCAAUCCAAUAUCAAGCUGUAAUUGAAGGAUUAAAAAUUAAUAAUAAGCCGCCUAGCUACCCAAAAAGAAGAAGUAGGGUCUGUGAGAACAUGAACUUUUCACCCCUCCCUUGCUGUACAAUGGUUCCGGGAACAUUCUUGCAUGAAAAGUUUCCUGGAACAGCCACAAUGACCCAUAGCCUCCGGCCACAAUGGUCCAAUGGCCCUGUAAAAUGUCACUACCCCUAAUCACAAUGUCACAAAGUCCUGGGUGUGUUGCCUAGUGUUACACAUGACUAGUAUAUGACCUAACUGUAUGGGCAGUUUAUGGUUUUGGAAUUCCCCUCCUCCCUCCCUCUUGAUCCCCCUGGUUUGUGGUUUUUUUCCUUUAUAAGCUCUGUGAAAAUUCAGGUCGGGGUCGAACUCCUCUACUCCCUGUGUGGUGUAUGAGUCUUGACCCCAGCAUGCUGGCCUGAGCUCUCGUUUCAUCUCGCUUACAAUAAAUCUUCCUCGUGUGAUUACAGCAGGUCGGUGUCUGUGUCCUACUGGGUGCGCGUCUUUCCCGAGACUUGAGUGGGGGGCUCCCUUCAGGGGUCUUUCAUAAUGUAAGAGUAGAAUUGAUGAUGUAAAGGAUUUGCUAAAGGUUAGGAGAUAGCAAGGCACACUAAGUAGAAUUUAGCUGAGAGAGGACUGCCUGCAAAACACCACACGUGUAAGUAGUAAGCUAACUAGGCCUGUUAGAGAUUAGGAUGCUAGGAUACACAAGUUUGUUCACCAGGAUUGUCCAGAAAUAUGGCACCAGACCCUGAUUUGCAACCAGCCACUAGGCCCAUCUCCAUAUCAAAGAGCAGGCCUCUAACAAGCUGAUCAGUGGGGCAUUACAGGAUCACAAUCAACAGUAAGGCCUGGUGUGCCAUAAAGGUUUAGUUUUCUUCUUGAGAAAAGCAUUGUUCGCCACAUGGGCAAGAUGACCCCUGGUGACUGUAAGACCCUCGCUCUAGUCUCAGAAUGGGUCACCCCAGGUGACAGGAGAGACUGGUCUUGAUGUAAAAGCAAGAGGUCGUUUAAUAAUAACGAAGCUCCGGGCCAACACGUGUCUCACCCAAGAGACAGAGGAGUUGAACACGAAACUCAAAAGUCAGACGGUUAUAGAGACAAAGCUAGGGGGUUUUGGCGUGGUUACAUACAAUUGGCUCAUUCAAACAUAGCUGUGAGAACAAAGCAGAGAGAGUACGUGCUAGAAGUCAGGGGCUGGAGGACACCUAGUUGAGAUAUGGCCCGGAGUGUGCUAGGGGGAGAUGUCUUCCUGCCAGACGUCCCAUGAAUCAGUCCCAUUAACUCAGGCUGGUUCCUGCAUUCCUUUUCCUUAUCUUUAUGGCUUGCCAGUCCUGCCUGGACAGUGUUUCCUGUGCUCCUUUUUCUUUAUGGCCUGCUAGUCCUGGCUACAGGGCUUAGCCCUGGGUCUGUGGCCUUUUGGGGUUUAUUCUUUUAAUUUUGUAUCUCCAAACCUAGAAUAAUUCUCCUUUCAGUGACAACCAUUAGAAAAGGUAAAACAACAACAAACACUGUUGUAUUGAGUGCUGGCCUGAUCAAGCUACACUUUCCGUCUUUUUCCUGAGGACCCCGUGUUUGAGCUCCUUCUGAAACUCAGGGACAUGCUUGGCAGAGCCAGUAACCAUCUAGGGCCUAGUCCUUGGGAGCUUUCCCUGGAGCCCUGCGUAUAGAGAUAAAACAGCUCCCCUAAAACCAGGAAUAUGCUUGGGGCCAGGGCAUUUGGGAGGGGUUGCUUAAGAUUCUGAGAAUACAAGUCUUGCCACAAUAUGGGCUCUGGGUCCCUAGGCCACUAUGGGCUUGGUAAGGAAUAUUUUUGAAAUACACUGAGUUCCUUGUGCAUCACUGUUUGAUUAGACUUUUCCUGAGUGUGUCCCAUUAUAUGAUGUUUCUGCUAACUUUGUAGUUUAACCUUUCUGCUGACUUCAUAGAUGUCUCCCGUUUUUUUCCAUUUCCCUCAUGUAAACUGUAUACAAGGUGACAUUCUUCUUAAGCUUACUUAGUUUAAGACUCUCGCCCCCCACCCCCCAGCUUUUAUACUUUCUACCUUCUCCUUUUCCUAUGUUUUUCUUCCUCUGAGACCUUCCACUUAGGACACUGUCACUAACCUACUGUUUUAGGGCACUGGUGUACUUAAGAAACAUCCUGGAAAUGUUUGCUGUGUAAAUGGCUUAUCUAAGUGGCCAGACUUGUAGCCUCCAGUUUAUAUUUGAAUUGUUCAAAACUUAACCUGGAACCUGAACCUAAGACAAACCUAAGGGUGACAGCAUACAUGGAAUGUAAAAUCUACCUAGGCUAGAUUCUCUUUUAGCAUUUUAGACCCAGCUAACUGGAUCUUUGCAGGUCUUUGCUACUUUGUGGUUUCUUUUUCCCCACUUUUAAUCCCCCUCCUCAGCCCCCCUCCCCCCACCCUCGUUUCACCCCCUAACACCAGAUAGGAGAGAAACAAGGAUGGAGGAGAAAAAGAUCCUUGAAUCUGAAAGAUCCCAUGCAGAGAGACCCUUACUCAAGUCUUGGGAAAUCUCGGACCCCAGACACAGAGAGACCAUUUUGGAUGUAAUAAGCAAAGGCGAGGUUUAUUACUGAGACCUAUUACAGAGAUCUCCGCGCCGACACGUAUCCCGCGCAGGAGACAGAGGUGUCGACCACGAAACUCAAAAGUCAGAGGGUUAUAUAGAGAAAGCUAGGGGGUUUUGGCGUGGUUACAUAUAAUUGGCUCAUUCAAACAUAGCAGUGAGAACAAAGCAGAAAGAGUAUGUGUUAGAAGUCAGGGGCUUAUCAGGGUCUGGAGGAUGGCCCUGAGUGAGCUGGGGGGAGAUGUCUUCCUGCCAGACAUCCCAUGAAUCAGUCCCAUUAACUCAGGCUGGUUCCUGCAUUCCUUUUCCUUAUCUUUAUGGCUUGCCAGUCCUGCCUGGACAGUGUUUCCUGUGCUCCUUUAUCUUUAUGGCCUGCUAGUCCUGGCUGCAGGGCUUAGCCUUGGGUCUGUGGCCUUUUGGGGUUUAUUCUUUUAAUUUUGUAUGUCUAAACCUAGAAUUCGCAUAAUUCUCCUUUCAAAUCUAGUUCCUUGUACUCGAUCCAGCAGCGUCAGUUCAACAGUCUCUGCUGGGGGGAGUGAAGAUGCAAAGCCAAGAGUUAGAUUUGGGGGUACUGCUGGUUAAUACAGCUGUCUCGAGUUUGUUUUUCAUAAUUUUUAUGCCCCAUAGUGCCAUAGAAAGCAAAGCCACAAAUUAACAAAGAAUUCUCCAAAAUAUGUUCAGAAUAUCAGUUCUUAUCCAGAGGCACCUCCCUGUUCCUUCCACCAAGGUUGAUAGAACUUUCAGCCCCUCCAAUCAUUCCAUGCCUCAGCAGGCUGAUAAAUUUGCCUACAGCCCCUGACCCACUUUGAGUGCCUGGGUACAUACAAAGAAUAGGGUCAGUUGUAAGGCACAAACAAAGUAGCCAAGUGUGGGGAGCCGACUUGCCUGAGACCCCAACAUUGAGCUAAUUAGGACAGACAAAGAACAUAGGAAAGCUCACCUAAAGGACAAGCUCAGUGGAGAAAACCUAAGGUUCUAGCUAAAGUGCGGAUACCAAUCUGGGGGUCAGCAUUGCUCAGUAACAAGGCUUGCCAGGAGCGCUGACAAAAAUCUGGUGUUCCAACAGGUUUGCCAAGUGGAGGCUCCUAACCUUUUUUUUGGGAGCUAGCUCCAUACAGACCUUUGCAAAAGAACCAGCUUCCUAUAGACUCCUACAGACCCAGGGCUGUGACAUUUUGCUGAGAGCCAGUUUCCUCCAGACCCACAGAUAGUGACCUUCUACUAGGGCCCAACUUUCUACAGACCUAGGCCAACAUCCCACAGGAGUGAGCCAACUAUCCUGUUGCAGGAUGGGACAACCAAGGAAGAAAAAACGUGUAAACAAAGUUCCCGAGGUCACUGUAUUGUGUUUAUCAAGAUGACCAAGAUACGAGGAACACAUUACUCUGUCCCAUCCAACAGGACAGUCAGUCAGGGUCCAGGGGGGUACCAAGAGGAGAAUGGGGGACAAGAGACUUGAAGAACUCUAAUACAAGCGUCUGAUCAAGGUGACAAUUUUAUUCUUGCUCUGGUCAUAUACUAUAGCAAGACUGGGGGAGGAGGAAAUCUUCAGGGGGCUGGGAGACCUCGAUGUAUUAGCCUAUGAUGAAGUUGGCUCACACCUGCGGGAUGUUGGCCUAGGUCUGUAGGAAGCUGACUCCCCCACAAAGGUCAGGAGCCUCCACUUGGCAAGGCGGUUUCUAAGCAAAGCUGACCACCAGAUUUGUAUCAGCCUUUCUGUAAGCUUUCCUAGAACACUGUUUUUUUGUUUUUUUGUUUUUUUUCCCACUGAGCUUGUCCAUUUGAUGAACUUUCAUCUGUCCUUUGUCUGUCCUAAUUAGCUCAAUGUUGGGGUCUUAGGCAGGUUGGCUCCCUCAGCUGUAUUUUUUUUUUUUAAACUUACUUUCUUGUCGUAGCCCACUGGCAAAUAUACUUGUCAUUUUCCUAGAAGUGGUACCAAGAGCUCUCCACACCUGGGAGAGUAGAAGAUUCUAAUAAAAUACAAAUUUACCACACUAGGGCUCUGUCUGCCCCUAGGGUGUGGUGGAAGGGCAGAGCUGGGAAGGCCUGUGCUGAGUCAUGCAAUCUCUAAUCCUCCAAUAGAGGGGCUGCUACCAUUCUCUGGGGAGCCUAGCAAUCAGGAGGAGCACCAGUGGGAGGUAGCUUGCAGGUUCUUUCCAUAUUCUCUGAUGUAGUUCAUCAGAGAGCUGUGAGGGAGAUUUUGCAGCCACCAGGAACAACAGGUUGGCUCAGCUAUCAGAGUCCAAUCUGACUGGACUGAUGUGGACUGUGAACCAGACUGUGGUGCUGUUGGUACAUGUGGUGUCCUGGGCAGAGGACCUUGGCCUCUGAGCCUCUCUGAGUGUGGAUUCCCUGGGGAGGAGGCUCUGCAUCUGGUUAUAAGGUGUGUUGAUUAUAAUAUCACUGCCCAGUGUGCACACAAGCAUUGCUCUUGGUGUGCAGAAGACAGAUUUCAAAACUGAAAAUCCGGUUUCUAGAAGUUCUGAAGAUUGUAUUGCAAAUUUAUUUUGUGUGAUAAAUUUUACAAAUAGUUUUGAAACUGGGAGGGAUGAGGUUAUGAGAAUCAUCCUUUGGCAAUACUUGGUUAAAAUCCUUUUACCUUUCCACUAUCAGCAGUCACAGUGAAUGGAGUGAUUCAGGGAAAUUCAGUUCCAGAGUCCAAAAGGAGUUUCUGAGAUGCAGAGGUUUCUCAGGUGUGCAGGGUGGGGUGUAGGUGGGUAGGGCAGAUUCUACAUCAUUACUAAAAUCCACAUGGCAUCAUGUGCAAGCAGACAUUAAAUUAUUCUUCAACCUUCGUUUGUGUGUGGGUUCAGGGGGGCUGGGUUUGUGUGAGAUCACACAGGGGCAUUGGGAGCCGCAGAGCCAUAACCCUCCUUUCUUACCACCUUCACACAGAGAGUGUGGGGUCAGUAGUGGCCGGAGGGUCAGAAAUAUAGCAGUUUAGGGGUCAGUUUGAGUUAUUUUUUGUUGGAGUUGGGAAGUCUGUGUUUUUUUUCCAUUUGAAUACACAUGCAAUCGUAGGUAAUAUUGGUCAAGUUCACAUUUUUCCUGGCUGAGUUUCCUUAGGUCUUUUGAUUAAAACUUGACUAUAAUUUGGGGCUUAUGUUCUUGCCUUUUUUUCUCUACAUCUCAUUUUUUCGCAAAUGUGCUAAACUUUUGAUCGCUGUAGCACUUUGUUAAGUACAGAUGGAAUCUACACUGUGCCAAAAUGUGUACUAUUUCUUUAUAAUCCUGUUGAUGAUUCUGAGGUUUUUUUCACAUGGCAAAUAGCUUUGAAAUCAGCUGUCCUGUUAUGUAUUAUUAGACGUUUUCUUUAGAUUGUAUUGAAUUUUUGCUGCAAAUUUAACAUACCGAACAUUGCUUUUUUAACAUCACUGUAAUGGUGUUGUUUACAGUUAUAUAAGUUGGUAAAAGAUAUUCUCCAUAAUAAUUCAUUUAGCAAGCUAUAUAGUACAUGUGUGAAACUGAAACUGAUGUGAAAUAAUGUCCAAAGCCAUAGAAAGAGGACUUUAGUGUAGACUUUAGUGACACAGAAUUCAUCCUUAGGCUCACGUAGGUCUUUAUAAGUAUGACUUAAUUGAGAAAGCAAAAAGAGUGAAAAUAAAGCAUGGUCCAGAAUUGGACAAUAAAUCUGGAUGUGACACAGGAUUGUGUCUUAGCACUAAAGUCUGAUAGCAGUAGGUUGGGAUUUUCCAUAGAUACCUACUAAAACUAGUUAAGACUAUGUUUCUAUAGUUGUUGUAAAAUUGUGCAUAUUUAAUAUAUGUAUUCUGAUACAUGUGUACGUAAUACCUACACCCAAGCAACCCCAUUCAACAGAGUGUUGUAUAGGAAUCGAGGCUCGUGCCCAGACAGACCACACCUGGCCAGUACGGUUCCACGUGAGAGACUUUCAUUGGUGCUGGGGAUGGGGGAUGCACAAAGGAGGGGAGGAGACAAAGGAGGAAAAGAGAAAGAAGGGGCGACGGUCAGGAGGGGUUGGCUUUUUAUUUGGGUAGGGACAUAACUUCUUGCAGGUGAGGGUAGGAGAUGGGCUAGGAGGACACUGGAAAUAUAUGACAACAGAUGCUCAGGUCCCUUUCACCUCUGGGUGACGUCACUGCUAUCGCUGGGUUUGGAGACAACCUGCAACCAUAAAGCCGAUUCCUCAUACCAACACUAAGUUCUCAUAAAAAUGACAGAAUUGCCAUGGAUCCCAGCAGUCUUCUCAGUAUAGUUUCCAUGCACUUGAAAUUAGUUUUAAAUCGUUCCAGAAUGCUCAUGUUUCUUGCAGUUGUAUUCAUACUUGCCUAAAUAUGAAAAUAACAUCAAUGCUCAUUUGUUGAGGACCAGCUAGGUGCCUCUAGGCGACCAAGGGUGCCUUGGGUUAAAGAAGUGGAUAAAGGAUUAUGCACUUGUAAAGACUCUCACAGUCAGUGCUUUAUUGUCAUAAAACAGCAUGUAAUUAUAGCUUAAGCAUUAUCAACCCAUUUCUUUCUCCCAUAUAAUUUUAACCUUUAAUGCACUCUUAUUAUCAGAUGGAUAUGGGAGCUUGAACCAUGUUGUCAACAUUGUAGGUAGCACUCGAAAAUGAAGGGUGACCAAGUCAACUCAGUCAGUCAACAGGGUCUCAAGGGAGGGAGUGAGGAUUGAAAGGAAAAAGAAAAUAAGACAAUAUAUAGCAUGAUUCUAGUGAGUGCUGAGGCUGAAGUGGGUUUAUUUUUUCCAGUCUGCUUUUCUACCGUUUUUAGUACAAGCAAAUAAUAAGGUCAAUUCUAGGUCAAGGAACAAACAAGGCACAAAGACCUGUGAUCAUUGUUUCUAAGGGCUCAUCAGUUUGACAAGAGAAAAGGACUGGUUCUAGCCCAAAUGUAAAUAUUCUUACCUGAACCUACUGCCUAAGUCCUAGUCCAUGGUCAAAUUCCUCCCAAAUUCCUAUAGAAGGGCAGAAAGCAGAGAAUCUAGCUGAAACAAUCUCCUUCAAAGAGUUUUUUUUCCUAAUGUUUAUUUAGAACAUUAUGUGGAGAAGAGAAGUGAAAUAUCAAGCUUUCUGUAGCAAGAGUUGUUGUAGAUGAGAAGCAAAUGUGUUAUUAUAGUAUGCUGUAAAAAUGCAGAAAGUGGCUUUAUUUGGAUGGCAUGAGAGCCCUCUGCCAAUGAGUCAUACUGCAUGAAGAAGUACAAUGGAGGUUAAGAAACAGAUUGACGGGGACUGGAGAGAUGGCUCAGUGGUUAAGAGCACCGACUGCUCUUCCUGAGGUCCUGAGUUCAAAUCCCAGCAACCACAUGGUGGCUCACAACCAUCUGUAAUGAGAUCUGAUGCCCUCUUCUGGUGUGUCUGAAGGCACAGUGUACUCAUACAAUAAAAUAAAAUCUUAAAAAAUAAAUUAAAAAAAAUUUAAAAAAAAAAAAAAGAAACAGAUUGACAGGGUUGGGGAUUUAGCUCAAUGGUAGAGCGCUUGCCUAGGAAGCGCAAGGCCCUGGGUUCGGUCGCCAGCUCCGAAAAAAUGAAAAGAAAAAAAAAAAAAGAAUAGAAAAAAAGAACCAGAUUGACUGUUUUGUUUGAGUUUAAAAACUAACAAUAAAUUAGAGUUGAACAAACAUGUAAAAGUCUUAGAUAACUGACUCGGCUCUUUGUUUUCUCUGCCUUUAGUAACUUAUCUUAGAUGGUAAUACUUUCAUUUUUGCUUUGGAGAAAGCGUUUAAACAUUUAAUAUUUUUAUACAUUGGUUUAUUUAGGCUUAAUGCAUAAUAUAGUUAAUGUAGCGAUUUUGUACAACACCUCAUUUAUUUCUAUUUGAAUAGUUAUUCAAACAUUAGUUUUUCUUAAAAACAAUUAUGAGUAUUCCUUUGGAAUGAAAUGAAAAGCAUUGUAAUUCCACAUUCCUAACUAGUGAAAUCUAACACAAGAAAGUAACUCCUUUUGUUUCCUGCGUAAUAUAUAUUUCACAUUGCUGAGAACAAAACUUCUGAUUUCACAUAUAGAAUGGGCCCAAGAUGAGCUUGUCAUGAAUUCCUGUGUUGCUGAGUAUUUGAUCGAAUUGUGAACCCAGAGACUGUCCAAUUUACUGGCGGGGGCGGGGGGUGGGGUGGGGAGCUGUUUCUAACUGGUAUGGCUCAGCCCUUAGUACACACCUUUGCUCUCAAAUGAUGAAGGUAAACAUAGUUUUAGAAGGAAGCACUCAUGUUCGUAAAUAAUGUAUAAUUGAGUGACUGAAAAAAUGAUGAAUCAGGGAAAGAUCUGACAGAAUAGGAUAUACCCAACUCUCAAGAGAAGAGGGAAAAGAGGCAAUAUAAGAGGAAGCAGUGAAAGAAUAAAAAAUUCAGCUAAUAUGUCAGAAGUUUAAAAAUGCUAUCUCACCCCUAAGAAGCCUUAAAUACCUCAAAUUCCAGACCCUGCCUUCUAUCUGUAAGUAGGUAAAAGGUCACAUUUCUUGAGCCUGCUCUCCCAAGAACUAGUAAAAGGACUUAAGAUAAGGCCCUUAGGGCUGGAGAGAUGGCUCAGUGGUUAAGAGCACCGACUGCUCUUCCAGAGGUCCUGAGUUCAAAUCCCAGCAACCACAUGGUAGCUCACAACCAUCUGUAAUGGGAUCCGUGAUGCCCUCUUCUGGUAUGUCUGAAGACAGCUACAGUGUACUCAUAUACAAAAUAAAUAAAUAAAUACAUUUUUAAAAAAAGGAGAAAAAAAGAUAAGGCCCUUAGAUAUGCGGUUCCCGAACUAGUAAAGAUAAUAGAAAGCUUCUCCCAGCAGCUAACUGUCUGCAAAGUUAAAUUAGAAUCUUAACAGAACAACCUUGAGAAGCAGGAAGCUUCUCCUAGGAACUAAAGGGAACACAAAGUUAAGCAAUCUUGAGAGGCAGGAAGCUUCCUGUGAUUUUCCAGUGACACCACCCCUGCUGCCUUGGGCUGUGGUUUCUCCCUUUAAAUACCCUUUCUUCCAGCCUAUCUGGGUCGAACUCCUAUGCCCCUGUGUAGGAUAUGAGUCUAGAGCCCAGUGCACUGGUUCCUAUCAAUAAACCUCAUGUUUAUUACAGCAAGGACCGUCUCUCGUGAGUUCUUGGGGGUGAGUCAUCCCGAAACUUGAGUGAAACUCUCCCCGCUCUGGGGGUCUUUCAGCAGCACAGAGGGUAAGAGGAGGAGGCAGUUUUACCUGGAGAAUUUUACAGAGACAGGCAGGCUAAAGACAGAAAAAGAGAAAAUGAGCAAGAGAAUGAGAAGAGAGCAGUUGACUAGAGUUCAUUUGAGACCAAGCACAGCAAUUCAGUCAGAAGUGAAAGACACAAUUUGAAGUGGUUAGCAUGAAGAGUUUGAGCUAGAAGAGCAGAGUUGACCAGCCAGAGUUCAGAAAGAACAAGAAAGGGUGAUUUUGGUUGGGGAUUUAGCUCAGUGGUAGAGCGCUUGCCUAGCAAGCACAAGGUCCUGGGUUCGGUCCCCAGCUCCGAAAAAAAGAAAAGAAAAAAAAAAAAAAAAAGAAAAAAGAAAGGGUGAUUUUAUUCAACAGUUAAGUCUCAGAUGCCCAAAACACUCAAGUGCCCGACCCUCCUGAGCCCACUCAGUGUUUGCCCCCUGCUGAGCCUUGCUGAUGCAGGUUGAAGCUUUAGUUCCUAACAAAGGAACAUCUUGAUCUUUCAGUUUGGCACCUGGGCUGAAUUCAGUUCCUGAAUUUUGUUCCUGUUUUUCACCUGAGGGCACAACCUAUUUUUCCACUUUGCUCCCUGGAUUUCUCCACCCAGUGAACUUGGGGUGUAUAUUCUGUGAACCUCAGUAAAGCUUUGGCAUUUUCUUUGCACAAAUGACCCCAGUCUGUGUCUUUUGUUAAAUCCCCCAGGCCUAUGCCCUGUCAUUCUAGACCUAGAUAAGAUUGUACAGAAUCUAUAAGCUUCCUUGACUAGGCCUAGAUUAUCAGAAGCAGGAAGUAACCCUUCAAGGUAUUUUUACACUUCUAUGUCAUAGUAACUGUCUACAAAAAUAGAAAGAGAACUGUAUGUAUCACAAUCAUGCUGCCCCUAACUUUACGAUUUUGCUCUUCUUUGUUCGCUAUAGCUUCCCUCCUUUGCAUUUUCAUUAAAGCAAUAUUGAAUUAAGUUUUUAAAUGAGGGUAGAUUCUCAUAUAAUAUAUCCUGACCACUGUUUCCCCACCCUACACUCCCAACUACCCCCCACUUCUAUCCUUUCCCCAAGAUCCACCCCCCCCCCACCCAUUUCCUCUUCAAAACGGAGCAGACCUAACAGACAAAACAAGAUAGAAAAAGACAAGGUGAAAGUCUUCAUAGUGGACAAGGCAACCUGAUAGGAAAAAUCUCAAGAUCAAGCCAAAGAAUCAGAGUUACACCUGCUUCCACUGUUACAGUCCCUCAAAGACACCAAGCUAACAGCCAUAACGUAUCAGCAGAGGACCUGGCAUAGACCCAUGCUGUCUCUAUGCUUGCCAUUUAAGUUUCUGUAAGAUUCCUAGAAAUCCAGUCAGUGUUAGUCAUGGGUUUCCUCUCAUGUCAAGGGCCUCAAGUUAAACCAAACAUUGGUUGGCCACUCAAACCAAUUUGUUACCAUCAUGCCCCAGCACAUCUUAGGAAGGAUCAAUUGUAGGUGUGUGUGGGUGUUGGGCGCAGAGGGGGUGUUUCCAGGUUUCUCUUUCUUCUUUUUAGCCUGUAGAGUACCUUCUCUCCUCAAAGAGAAUAGAACACCGGGGUGAAGGCUCCGAGCCUGUACUAGCUUGACCUCUGCAUUCAGUGAACUGUGUGGAAUUUGUCCUUAAUGAUCAGUCCCUGCUGUCAGUUAUCUGAGAGAAAAGUUUGUCCUUGCAUCAGCAAGGAUUGUUGAAGGAGCUCAAGGGACCGCCUUGGCCAAGAGCUCAACCAAAUGUAACUUAUUAGCAACAUCGAAGCCCUGUCUGGUUUCAAAGGAUGGUCAGUUCAGACUCCAUAUCCUCCAUUACUAGGAGUUUUCAUUAGGGUCACCCUGGUCAUCCAGGAAGUUGUCAUUGUACUGGAUUUCUAUACUAAUUCCAAAUAACCCCUAAUUCCAGCUGUUUCUACCUGCAUUGUACUUUCCCCUGCAUCCCCCUCAACUGAUCCUCCCUACUCCUGUUCCCAUCAAACUCUGGUCUACUCACAGAAAUUAUUCUAUUUCCCCUGUAGAAAGAGAUCUGUGCUUCCUCCCUAGAGUCCACCUCUUUAACUAGCCUCCCUGGGUUUAUUACUAUUUACCUAAUAGGUAAUAUCCACUUGUAAGUAAAUGCAUGCCAUGUUUGUCAUUCUGGGUGUGAUUUCUUUAGUUGCAUUUACUUGCCUGUAAAUUCAUGAUGUCAUCUUUUUAAACAGCUGAGUGAUACUCCAUUUUAUAAAUGUACCACAUUGUUUGUUUACCCUGUAAGGUUCAAAGUGAGUCUUAACUACCAGGAGAUCCCCCAAGUGAGGCAUGAGAAUGGAGUUUAAUGCAAAGGAUGCAUUGACCUAUGAUGAUGUACAUGUGAACUUCACUCGAGAAGAAUGGGCUUUGCUGGAUCCUUCACAGAAGAGUCUCUACAAAGAUGUGAUGCUGGAGACCUACAGGAACCUCACUGCUAUAGGUUACAAUUGGGAAGACCAUACUAUUGAUGAGCAUUGUCAAAGUUUCAGAAGACAUGGAAGGUAAUUUUCAUGUGCAAGUUCGUAUGAAUAUGCCCCUGAAGAAAUGUUAGUAUGUCCUGGAACUUUUAAAGGAAAGCAACAGUGUUAACAAAAAAAAAAAAAAAAAAAGCACUUCUUUAACUGUAUUGAUUAUUAAAUUCUCAGAAAUCCAUGUACCUCAA